Messenger RNA from Orussus abietinus, 608 nucleotides. RefSeq lists its product as uncharacterized. The record is from RefSeq and is a predicted model, not a curated record. Bases 234 to 608 code for a protein of 124 amino acids. Lineage: Eukaryota; Metazoa; Arthropoda; Insecta; Hymenoptera; Orussidae. The transcript is spliced from 2 exons.
ACCCAGCUCUAUCCAUCUAAUCGAGUCGUGAAACACAUUUGCGAAUGAAAGCGACCUUUACCGGAGAGCAAUCGACGAGUGACUGUCGAUAAAAAAAAUUGCAGAUUGACUUCAAAACGAACGGAUAGUCUUCUGUUUAUACUUGAGCUUUUUCGGACCAACAUCUAAAUUUUAAAUGUUUCGUAAUAAAAUGAACAAGUGGUAAUUUUGUGAGAAAAACGUAGAUAGAAAACAUGACUGGAACGCAAACUCUAGACCCCAGCGACAUAAUCCGCGACCUAAAAGCUGCCGUGACUGCGCUAGAGCGCCACCACGCGAGCACGAUCAAGCAACGAGACCAACAGCGACGACCGAUCUACACGAUGAUUCCCAUUGAGCAAAAAACUCCAUGUCGGAAAAACGGACAAUCGCGCGAACCCGUGAGACGCGAAGCGGAAUGCAAUUUGAACGUAAAACCAUCUACUGUAUCGUGUGACGAUCUCCCGAAGAAGGAAGGGAAGGAAGAUGCGAGUCGUAGAUUGGUUCGUUCCAGUAAUCUUAUACAGAAAACUGCUCCUACCAAACCGUUACAUUCGAAGCUAUCUUUUGCACUCCUCUUUAGUCCGUAA